Molecule: messenger RNA, 2227 nt
Organism: Xyrauchen texanus (razorback sucker)
Lineage: Eukaryota; Metazoa; Chordata; Actinopteri; Cypriniformes; Catostomidae
Product: CCN family member 2-like
Exons: 5
Coding region: 238-1269 (343 amino acids)
Biological process (GO): signal transduction; cell adhesion
Cellular component (GO): extracellular matrix; extracellular region
Molecular function (GO): integrin binding; heparin binding
Source: RefSeq, a predicted model, not a curated record
ACACUCGAGACCUCCUGAAAGAAGCAACAGUCUCUCAGCUCAGCCUUUAAACUCUGUACUGAAGCUAAACUCUAGCUUUCCCUCAACGCUGUCAGAAGGAAUUGAAUUUACAGACUACUCAACGAGAUCAGCUCAAUCAGAUCUGAAAAGGAGACUGCAAUUCUCCAAGCAAGAAGAGGACCCCAAAAAAAGCUAUUUCAUUUUUGAUAUUGUAAGAACACAGACGAAGAAGUCACCAUGUUUUCUGGAAUGAACCUGAUUUCUCUGAUGUGCCUAUCUUUCCUUAACUGGGCUGUGGCUCAGGAGUGCAGUGGACAAUGUCAGUGCCCUGGCAUGCCUCCCCAGUGCCUGCCAGGCGUAAGCCUGGUGCUGGACUCCUGUGGAUGCUGCAGGGUGUGUGCCAAGCAGCUGGGUGAGCUCUGCACUGAGCGGGACAUUUGUGACCCUCACAAAGGCCUUUACUGUGACUAUGGCUCCCCAAGCAACCAUCGUAUAGGAGUCUGCACAGCCAGAGAAGGUGCCACCUGUGUGUUUGGUGGGAUGAUUUAUCGCAGUGGAGAGUCCUUCCAGAGCAGCUGUAAAUACCAGUGCACUUGUCUGGAUGGUGCCGUGGGUUGUGUGCCCCUCUGUGGAAUGGACAUCAGAUUGCCCAGCCCUGACUGCCCAUUUCCCCGCCAGGUGAAGGUGCCAGGAAAGUGCUGCGAGGAGUGGGUGUGUGACUCCCCUCACCAGAACACCUUUGUGGGCUCAGCUCUAGCAGCUUACAGAGAGGAGGAGACAUAUGGGCCUGAUCCUUCCAUGAUGAGAGAGAACUGCCUGGUUCAGACCACAGAAUGGAGUGCAUGCUCAAAAACAUGUGGCUUGGGAAUCUCCACCCGUGUCACUAAUGACAACCGCGAGUGCCGCCUGGAGAAGCAGUCCCGCCUCUGCAUGGUCCGCCCAUGUGAUUCGCACUUGGAGGAGAAAAUUAGGAAAGGGAAAAAGUGCAUCCGUACACCACGUGUCUCCAAGCCAAUGAAGUUUGAGAUUUCUGGCUGCACUACUACCAAGUCUUACAGGCCCAAGUUUUGCGGCGUGUGCACAGAUGGUCGCUGCUGCACCCCUCACAGAACCACCACCUUGCCGAUGGAGUUCAAGUGUCCCGAUGGUGAAGUCAUGAAGAAGCAGAUGAUGUUCAUCAAGACAUGCGCAUGCCACUACAACUGCCCUGGGGAGAAUGACAUCUUUGAGUCCAUGUACUACAAGAAGAUGGUUGGUGACAUGGUAUAAGUGAAGAAAGACUGAUAAUGUGGAGUUGAAUAAGAAAAAUUCAUCCAUUGAAUGUCCACUUGAAAGGAACAGAUAUCCAUCUCAUAUCUCAGCACAAAGUACUUUUGUUUGUUUUCUAUGGUUUUCUAUUUUGUAUUUUUGUGUUUGUUUGUUUGUUUGUUUAUUUGUUUGUAUCUUGUACAUGGACACAGAUUUACAGUAUAUGUGUAUAUUCAUUUUGUCACGGUGGAUGUCUAAGGCUACCUUGCCUUAAAGUGCAUAGAGGUUAAGGCAAGGGGUUGGGGAUUGUAAAAUGACCGGGCUCUAUGUGGACGCCCCCCCCAGAUUGCACUAUAGUCCGACUCUGUGACGCCCAAUGUCACUGACUGGCAGAUGACAGCAAGCCCCUCCCCUAACUGUGGUGGGCAGACUCCAACACUGAGAGCAUAAAUAAAAAGAAGUUAAAUGGGUGGCAGCUGUGAACCGCAGCUGAAUGAAGGAGAAAGAAAGAGACAGAAAGCGAUGUGCUCUUGUGUUUAGUUAUUUUUUGUUAGUGUUCCUACCAGCUCAGAGUUUGAGCUGAAUUGGGACAUGCAGUUUGGCCAAGAACUAUGAAGGUUAAUAUAGCACUGAGUGUUUGAAUUUGACUUGGCUGCUCCUGUUAGGAGAGUGUCAGUACCCCUGUCAGAAAGACUGGAUGAAUUGUAACUUCAUUCUUUUGAUAGUAUUAUUAUUAUUGUUAUCUAUUUUUUUUAAAGCUGUAAAUAUUGUACAUAUUUUGUACAGCUUAAGUUAAUUUAAAUUUAAAGCAUUUGUCUUUCUUAUUUUCUUGCUUCACCAUGAUUAAUGAUAGCUUAAUGUGCUGACUUGACUGUUCUCUCGUUACAGUGUGUCCAUUAUUUUAUUGAGAAGUGUGACCAAAACGUUACAUGUUUUUACUUUUGAAGUUUGAAAUAAAAUAUUAUAUUUUUUAUAUAAA